This is a messenger RNA of Fonsecaea erecta, 864 nucleotides long. RefSeq lists its product as hypothetical. The record is from RefSeq and is a predicted model, not a curated record. Gene Ontology annotation, molecular function: methyltransferase activity. NCBI's taxonomy places the organism in Eukaryota, Fungi, Ascomycota, Eurotiomycetes, Chaetothyriales, Herpotrichiellaceae. The transcript has a single exon. The coding region runs from base 1 to 864 and encodes 287 amino acids.
AUGCCUGAUCUGACAGACCGCGACCGCAAAUUCCAACUAUACUUCACCCUGCUGGCGCCCCAAUAUGCCCACUUGACCUCGAACACGACCUAUGAUCUCCUCCUGCAAGCUUUCAACGGGGCCCUCAAGCCACGACUCAAGGCCAUACUCACCUCGUCUGAUUCUGUCACUGUGCACGACAAUGCUUCAGGCCCAGGCACAGCAACCUCUGCUCUACUCACCUUCUGCCAAAACACCAACAUGCCAACACCUACCGUCCACGCCACGGAUUACACCAAAGCCAUGAUCGACGCCCUACAGAGUCAGACGCUCACUCAAGGCCCAGCCAAAGUCAACGCUCACGUGGCCGACUCUCAGGCCCUGGAGUUUGGCGACGCUACCUUCGACCUCAGCAUCGUCAACUUCAGUAUCGCAAAUUUCAACGACGCCGAGCUGGCCAUGAAAGAACUAUACAGGACGCUCAAACCCCGGGGAACAGCGAUCGUCGCGAACUGGGAGACAUUCGGCUUCGCGACCGUGCUCAACGCGGCGAUGAAAAAGGUCAGACCAAGCACAGGUCCGCUCCCCGCGGCGGGCCAGGAGUUCAUGCAGGAGGAUGUCCUCGUCACGACGCUGAUGAGCGCCGGCUUCGAGAGAGGCAAGAUCGACAUCUACCAGACGGAGAUUGUGGUGGGCGAUGCGGAAAGGUUGGCAGGGAUGAGUGACUUCAUGACGGGGCCGUAUCUUGGGCCGGUGGCUUCGACGUUGUCAGCAGACGAGAAGAAAGAGUGGCCUGCUGCAGUGGCAAAGUCGAUUGAGGAGGCCAAGGCGGCUGAUGGGGGUGUGGUCUGUAAGGCAUGGGUGCUUACUGCUUCGAAGCAGUAA